AAAGAAGAAGGGAAUUUCACCUCCUUCACUUCUUCUCACAGACUGACAGGUGUGACAUUCAAGACUAAUCAUGACUAAGAACUUCUUGUCUAUAAAUGAUCAGCUCCAUAUGGGCCAAUUUCUGAUGUCCAACAGCAGGCAGUAUAAGGCUAUCUUCCAGGAUGAUGGUAACUUUGUCGUCUAUGCCUGUGCCAAUAGCCCACACAAGGCUGUGUGGGCCACAGGCACUAAUGGAUCAGACGCUGUCCGCGUGAUCAUGCAGGCUGACGGCAACCUGGUCAUGUACAACCAAAGUAACCAACCCAAGUGGAGCUCAGGGACAUACAUCAAGGGAACGUGUGACAAGUGCCGUGUUGAACUGACCGAUGGUGGCAAACUGGAGUUAACCAGAACCGUAACUGAAAAAGUUUGGCACUCAUGAUGAAAUUAUAUCUUCACAUGACAUCACAAAGCUUUGUUAAAUUGAAUGCUUUGCAAGUCAUCUUUGAAUGCCGUGUGAAUUACAAUAAACCUGCCUGCUAUGUAAUCUGGAAUCAUAUAAAAGCACAUUUUCACACUGUA
Messenger RNA from Perca fluviatilis (European perch), 561 nucleotides. RefSeq names its product mannose-specific lectin-like. The record is from RefSeq and is a predicted model, not a curated record. Lineage: Eukaryota; Metazoa; Chordata; Actinopteri; Perciformes; Percidae. The coding region runs from base 71 to 421 and encodes 116 amino acids. The transcript is spliced from 3 exons.